UCUCCCAUUACCUAGGAUUUGGCAUCCAAAACUCAGAGCCAGGUUAUUUAUAGACAGGCCCGCAGCAGGGGAGGGGAAAGGCUAGUGUUUAUAAACAUGGGGUCACCUGAGUCUAAGAGGUCCAGAGAGGGAGGGUCUGGGGAGAAGUGGUACUGGCCCCUGAGGCUGUGAGAUAGCUCUGCAUCUGGUCCCACCCCACUAAAGGGAAGGGGAACGAUGAGUGCCGCUCAGAGGUCCGACCACAAACGCUCCAACGUUUGGGCCAUAUGCAAAUAUCAUGCAAAUCAGCAAAUGCACCAGCGGAGACUUUCUGGUGGGCGGGACCCUCGUGGGCCUCCCCGGCUUAGUGGUCUGGGAGGUGGGGCCCAGCCAGGUCAGGGCCCACCUGAGGAAGAGGCAAGUCUCACAAGUCUCACAAGUCCCUCCCUCAUCCCUGGCCUCGCUCGGAGCCAAAGUGGAUUCUGGAGAAAGACCUCGCAGUCCUAGGGGUAGGGAGGUACGCCCCUCGGCCCCUUCCUGCGCCACACCCGCUGCCCCCACCCCGUGUCCGUUGUUGGAGAAGAGAGGUGUCAGGUUACCGCCGCGGGGGCUAUAGUUAGCCACGGGACUUUGUUGAUCUGCUGGACUCCCGGGACAGCGCAGCGCCCGCCCGGACUUGAGCCCCCUGCCUCCUGCCCGAGCUAUCAGCGCCCCUUCCCGCUCUCGCCCCUGCAACUUCCAGGCCCGCCCUUAGCCCCGCCCACGCCCUCCGGGACUGUAUCCUGAACGGGGGCACUUCACACCCGAGGAACGGACCCAGGUCUUUGUCCCCCAGCCCAUCGCCAAUGGUGCCCUCGACAUCUGGACCUCGCUUUCCUGAGUCUCCCCCCAAAACGAUGCUGGUGGCUCUGCUGAUGGCUCUCCAUGCCCUCUGGCAGGCCCGGGCUGUUCCCAUCCUGCCCCUGGGCCUGGCUCCAGACACCUUUGAUGAUGCUUAUGUGGGCUGCGCAGAGGAGAUGGAAGAAAAGGCAGCCCCUCUGCUGAAGGAGGAGAUGGCUGGCCACGCCCUGCUGCGGGAGUCCUGGGAGGCAGCACGGGAGGCCUGGGAGCACAGGCGUCGAGGGCUCACCCUGCCCCCUGGCUUCAAAGCCCAGCACGGAAUCGCCGUCAUGGUCUAUACCAACUCAUCUAACACUUUAUACUGGGAGCUGAACCAGGCUGUGCGAACAGGCGGUGGCUCCCGGGAAUUCUACAUGAAGUACUUCCCCUUCAAGGCCCUGCAUUUCUACUUGACCCGGGCCCUGCAGCUGCUGCAGGGCAGUGGGGGCUGCAGCAGGGGACCUGGGAAGGUGGUGUUCCGAGGCGUGGGCACCCUUCACUUUGAACCCAAGAGGCUGGGGGACUCUGUCCGCUUGGGCCAGUUUGCUUCCAGCUCCCUGGAUGAGGCAGUGGCCCGCAGAUUUGGUAAUGCCACCUUCUUCUCUCUAAGGACUUGCUUUGGGGCCCCUAUCCAGGCCUUAUCUGUCUUUCCUGAGGAGCGCGAGGUGCUGAUCCCCCCACAUGAAGUCUUCUUGGUCACCAGGUUCUCCCAGGAAGGAGCCCAGAGCCUGGUGACUCUCUGGAGCUAUAAUCAGACCUGCAGCCACUUUAACUGUGCCUAUCUGGGUGGGGAGAAGAGGCGGGGCUGUGUAUCUGUACAAAGAGGACAGCCAGACUCCACCUCCCAGGGGGACUUCUCUCUACUCUCCUGGAAGACCCUGUUCUUGGCACCUAGGGGCUUCCAGAUCUCAGGAGUUGGGCCCUGAAAGUUCAAUAUCUGCCACUUAGGAGUUCUGGGAACUGGUGACCUUCAUAUGAAGAAGGGAGCUUCGAACAGCCUCGAAGGGAGAAAGUGGUUUCGGACACAGCCCUAGCAGCCACUUCCCCAGGGAUGGGGACCCACCCAGCCAUCUCUCUAUCCAGCCAUCUCCCCUCCCAACCAGGAUGUGGGGGGAUCUGAGGCCACGGCAGGGUGGAGGGAGCCCUGCUGUGUGGUGGUAGGGACUCCCUGGGACAAGCACGGGUAGUACUAUGACGAUCACUCAAUUAAACAGUAUUGCAGUGUGGUGA
This is a messenger RNA of Felis catus (domestic cat), 2088 nucleotides long. It is a transcript of the gene ART5, whose product is annotated as ADP-ribosyltransferase 5. Bases 825 to 1784 code for a protein of 319 amino acids. Gene Ontology annotation, molecular function: NAD+-protein-arginine ADP-ribosyltransferase activity; NAD+ poly-ADP-ribosyltransferase activity. The record is from RefSeq and is a predicted model, not a curated record. Lineage: Eukaryota; Metazoa; Chordata; Mammalia; Carnivora; Felidae. The transcript is spliced from 5 exons.